CCCCUCCCCUGCCCGCCCCGGCCCCCGUCGCCCUCCCCGGGCUGGAGUUCGUAUCAAAGCCCCCCUUGUCGUGUUGUGACAGCUCUGAUAUUGUUUAUUGAGGCUGGAUGUCAGGUAUAAUUAGCAAUCGAUAUGGAAAACGUUUGCUCCCCACACUGGCACGUCUCUGACGUCAGGACCGAUUAACGUUUCUUAUUGGUCCCAAAUUCCCCCAGCCUGAGCUAAUUAUCGGGAGCCCGAUGUUGAUAAAGUUAAAGCGCCCGGCGCCCUGCAGCAUGAGCCCCUCGCCGCGCCUCCUCCUCCGGCAGCAGCACCCCCGGCCCCAGCCGCCCCGCUGCCCGCACCCCCAGCCCCGCCGGCACCCCCCGCGCUAGAGCCGCCCCCAUGAUGGAUAGCCGCAUCCUGGAGCAUCCCCAUGCCCAGUUCGGGGCUAUGGUGGGCUUCCCUUACCCGCUCGGUCACCACCACGUCUACGAGCUUGCCGGGCACCAGCUGCAGUCGGCCGCCGCCUCGGUGCCCUUCUCCAUCGAUGGAUUACUGAGCGGCUCCUGCGCCGCCUCCGUGGUCAACCCGGCGCCGUUGAUCCCCCCCGGCUGCGGGGGGAGCGGGGACAACCAGCCCUUCAAGCUCGCAGACUCGGGUGACCCGGACAAAGAAAGUCCUGGCUGUAAAAGAAGACGAACCCGCACCAAUUUUACCGGCUGGCAGCUCGAGGAGCUGGAAAAGGCGUUUAACGAGAGUCACUACCCGGACGUGUUUAUGCGAGAGGCUCUGGCGCUCAGGCUGGAUUUAGUGGAGUCCAGAGUGCAGGUCUGGUUCCAAAACCGCCGGGCCAAAUGGAGAAAGAAAGAGAACACGAAGAAGGGCCCGGGGCGGCCGGCUCACAACUCCCACCCCACGACGUGCAGCGGGGAGCCCAUGGACCCCGAGGAGAUCGCCCGCAAGGAGCUGGAGAAGAUGGAGAAGAAGAAACGCAAGCACGAGAAGAAGCUCCUCAAAAGCCAAAGCCGCCACCCGCACUCUCCCAGCGCCCUCUCCCUGCACAGCACCCCCAGCUCCGACAGCGACAGUGGCGGCGGGGGAGGCCUCUCACCCGCCCCGCCUGAGGCCAAGCCCCGCGGGCAGCCCCCGCCGCCGCACCCGCCGCCCUCCGCCGCCGCCGCCCCCUCCGAGCCGCCCCCCGGCACCUGCGACCAGACGGCAGAGCCCUUCUACCCCAGCCAAAGAAGCGGGAGCGGGCGGCUCCAGCGUCCGCCCGACAAGGACUGCGCGGCCGCCCCGUCGGGGGACGGCAGCGGAGGUGCGGGGGGGCCCCGCAGCGCCGGCAGCUUCCACAAGCUCAACCCCUUCAGCGUGGAGAGCCUCCUCUCCGACUCACCCCCACGCCGCAAAGCCGCCCCGGACUUCCCCAGCCUCCCGCCCUGCGCCCCCCGCACCCUCAUCGGCAAAGGACACUUCCUGCUCUACCCCAUCACCCAGCCCCUGGGCUUCCUCGUCCCGCAGACUGCCCUCAAGGCCAGCCCGGGCCCCGAGGCCGGUCAGCCCCCCCGGGACUCCCCGCUGCCCGCCGCCAACCCCGGCCCUCCCGGCUGCGGCGCGGAGCCGGCGCCCGCCGGAGCCCAACCCGGCCCCGGUUCCACGGACUCGGCGGCGGGGCCGGUGCCUCCUCCACCGCCGGCCGGCGCCUCGCCCCGCUCCGUGACCGCGCACGGUGACCCGGCUGCGGCCGCCCCGGCGGAGGGCGGCAGCUUCCCCCGGCCCGAGUCGCCGGUCCGGGCGAGGGACGGCAGCACAGCCAGGGACAGAUCGGACUGCGGCCCUGGCGGCGGCGAGGAGGUGGACAUGGACUGACCGGGAGGAAAAUAGCUGAGGAAGAAAGAACAAAACAAAGCAAAAGUAAAAGCACCGGCGCCCACCACCCCUGAGAAACAGGGGCCCCACUUCCCCCCGGCACCG
This is a messenger RNA of Neopsephotus bourkii (Bourke's parrot), 1956 nucleotides long. RefSeq names its product UNC homeobox (gene UNCX). The record is from RefSeq and is a predicted model, not a curated record. NCBI's taxonomy places the organism in Eukaryota, Metazoa, Chordata, Aves, Psittaciformes, Psittacidae. The transcript is spliced from 3 exons. Gene Ontology annotation, molecular function: DNA-binding transcription factor activity, RNA polymerase II-specific; sequence-specific double-stranded DNA binding. The coding region runs from base 385 to 1851 and encodes 488 amino acids. Gene Ontology annotation, biological process: regulation of DNA-templated transcription.